Messenger RNA from Epinephelus moara (kelp grouper), 5744 nucleotides. Its product is annotated as metal transporter CNNM1. Gene Ontology annotation, biological process: transport; magnesium ion homeostasis. The record is from RefSeq and is a predicted model, not a curated record. The transcript has 10 exons. Gene Ontology annotation, molecular function: transmembrane transporter activity. The coding region runs from base 342 to 3038 and encodes 898 amino acids. NCBI's taxonomy places the organism in Eukaryota, Metazoa, Chordata, Actinopteri, Perciformes, Serranidae. Gene Ontology annotation, cellular component: plasma membrane.
AAAUUAUGUUUUAUGUGUAUUUUUUUUCCUCAGCAUUUAUUUAUUUGUUUAUUUAUUGCCUAAUAAAUGGUUUCUAUGGUGAGGGUCAUGUUUGAUCCCGUGUGUGUCAUAUUACUGGUCCAUGGCUGGGCAUUUCCUGCCUUCUAUUUUUAGAAAGUGGCAGAAAGCAAAUAAGACAGGCUUACGUCACGGUUUGUCAUGUAUAUUUAAGGACUCUGGUGCCCCUCUCCUCUUCCUCCCUCUCUCUCUCCCUCUGUAAGGUACCCAUCCUCUUCUUCAUGGAUAUGGCCACCCAGAUGCUCCAUCCAUCCCAUCCGCACACCACGUGACCCAGUCCUCCCAUGUCCUUCAGUAGUUCAUUCAGCAUGAUGGCUGCGGAUGCUGCGGAUGCUCUGUGCUGCAUCCUGCAUCCGCGCCGGCUCUCCCUGCUCUUCCUCACCGUCACCUUCUCCUCUCUGCCGGCCCCGACAGCAGCGCUGCUCGGCGUCCGGCCGGAGGACACCCAGAGCGGGGAGCUGUCCGUGCAGGAUGGGAUGCUGAGAGCGUUGGAGGGGACCCGUUUCAUGCUGAGGGUUUACUACUCCGCAUCUCCAGCUACGGAGCAGCAUCCCAACAUCAGCGGUAGACCUGACGCGGCUCCCGCCGCCCCGUGGAUCGCCUUCAUAGAGGAGCCAGAUGGGGACGGCGGGGACACGGAGAGGCGGCUCCGGUCCACGAGUAAUCCGUGCGACGAGGAGAAUGCCCGAAGCUCUGACAUCGAGCUGCUGGGCUCUUUCAGAUCCACCUCAAGUCACAACUCAGUGUUGGUGGAGCUGCUCGCUAAAGACCUCCGCAGAGGGGAGGUGAUCAAAUACUACUCCAUGUGCGCGUUUGAUGGAGUGAAAUGGGAGCAUUUCAGCACCAAAGACUUCUGGUUGGCGGUGGUGGAGAGACCUCCAGAGGCAGAUGUUUGGCUCCAGGCGGGUGUCUCGAUACUCUUGUUGGGACUGUCCGCGCUCUGCAGCGGUCUGAACAUCAGCAUCCUGGCCCUGGACCCCGUGGAGCUGCGGGUCCUGCAGAACAGUGGCACAGAGAAGGAGCAGAAAUACGCACGGAAAAUAGAGUCAGUGCGUAAACAUGGGAACUACAUCCUUUGCACCGUGGUGCUGGGUAACGUGCUUACAAACACAUGCUUUGUGGUGUGGAUGUGCCAGAUUUUAGGAAUGACUGCACUCUCAACAGCCUCGUGCACCUUUGGGAUAUUCUUCAUAGGCGAGAUUUUACCUCACUCCGUGGCGUCCAGGCACAGUCUCGCCAUCGCCUCCAAGACCCUCUGCGCCACCCGCCUGCUUAUGCUGGUGUUUUUCCCCAUCGCCUACCCAGUCUCCAAGAUCCUGGACAUCAUGCUGCACCAGGAGAUCAGCAACUUUUACACCAGGGAGAAGUUGGUGGCCAUGCUGCGCGUCACAGACCCGUACCACGACCUGGUCAAAGAGGAGCUCAACAUCAUCCAGGGAGCCCUGGAGCUGAGGACCAAGACGGUGGAGGACGUGCUGACCCCGCUGUCAGACUGCUACAUGCUGUCCUCGGACGCCGUGCUGGACUUCUGCACCAUGUCGGACGUGAUGCAGAGCGGCUUCACCCGGAUCCCUGUCUACGAGAACGAGAGAUCCAACAUCGUGGACAUCCUGUUUGUCAAAGACUUGGCCUUCGUGGAUCCGGAUGAUUGCACUCCCCUGAAAACAAUCACUCAGUUUUACAAGCAUCCCAUGCACUGCGUGUUCAAUGACACCAAGCUGGAUGUGAUGCUGGAGGAAUUCAAGAGAGGUAAGUCCCACCUGGCUGUGGUGCAGAGGGUGAACAGCGAAGGCGAUGGAGACCCCUUCUAUGAAGUGAUGGGCAUCGUCACCCUGGAGGACGUCAUAGAAGAGAUCAUCAAGUCUGAGAUUGUGGACGAGACAGACCUGUAUACUGAUAAUCGGAACAAAAGGCGAGUAUCCAACCACGAGAGGAAGCAGCAGGAUUUCUCCAUCUUUAAAGUGGCAGAAAAUGAGCUGAAGGUGAAGAUCUCGCCGCAGUUACUGCUCGCAACACAUCGCUUCUUGUCGACAGAGGUGGAGCCUUUUAGGCUGUGUCACCUGUCAGAAAAGAUCCUGCUGCGUCUCAUCAAACAUCCCAGCGUUGUGCAGGAGCUCAAGUUCAACCCCAAGAACAAGCAUGCGCCUCAACACUACCUCUUCCAGAGAAGCAAACCUGUGGACUACUUUGUUCUUAUUCUGCAGGGCCGGGUGGAGGUAGAGAUAGGAAAGGAGGCUCUUCGCUUUGAAAAUGGAGCAUUCUCCUAUUACGGCAUGCCGGCCCUCAUCUCACCCCUGCCUGUUGGUGCGAGGUAUAGUUCCCGGGGCAGUGGUCUGAACCAAUCAGAUUCCUUACUGAGUGGAGGCAGUGUGGGUCAGCUCACCACAGGAGGAGGGGCCUACUUACCAGACUACUCAGUCCGUCAGCUCACAGACCUGCAGAUCAUCAAGAUCACCAGGAGCCACUACCAAAACGCCCUAACUGCCACCAGGAUGGACAGCUCCCCUCAGACACCGGAUGCGGUGGAUCCUGAUGCUAAGGGGAGGACUCCUGUCCCAGAGGCCCGCUCACACAGCAUCGCCCUCCCCCUCACGCACACACACACUCGACUGGGGCUGGCACGCCUUGCACAUCUCCAUCCCCACGGUGGCCUUCGUAACACCUCCCAGCUCAAUGAAAGAAACAGAAUCGUUCGCAGUAAAUCUGACGGACAGAGGAGUCCGAACGAUACCGUGUUCCUCCGCAUGGAUGAGAUUCCCUACAUCCACGAGGACCGGCCGGAAAGUUAUGGAGAGAAUGACGUGCCUACAGAGUCUCAGCCCUCCACCUCCCCCUUCAUCAGCUCUCUGUCUCUGUCCAGCUCGGAGGAGAACAUCGGGAAAAAGCUGUUGCGUAAAUUGAGUAACAAGAGGAGGAAAAAGUCUCGCGACGGAGACAAGAGUUUGGAGGAAGGUUCAGAGCAGCCGCCAGUGACGAGCUAGCACAGUGACACCGAGGAUGAAGCUUCCUCCUCUGCAUCACUCACUGGUUCUCCUUACUAAACAACCACCCCCUCGUAGACUCCCUCCAUGCUCCGACACAACUCUCACAGGAGACUGAGCCAUCUUACGUGAUGUAGCCACCAGUAAUACUCAGGUCCCCACUGGCACACGCUGUCCCACCUCUGCCUGACUUCACACCCUUAAAGUGAUUGCUGAUUAUAAGUGGGACAGAUCAGACAAAAAACUUGAUUGGACAAAUCUAAACAACAUAGUAUUGGAUUUAUCCAGCCUUACACUGGACUGUACGGAGGUUCUCUUCACGUGUUUUGUCAUAAACGGGGCAAAUCUUGACAUAUAAGCCUUCUAAUAGUAGCUUUAUCCAUUCAAUCAUCUCAUUUAAGCCAUCCGGACUCUACAAGAUCUCUCAAUACGGAGCCCUACACUGUCCUUAAAUAAUAUCUGAGCCAGAUUUUACUUGAUCAAACAACGAAUAAAACAAUUUUUAUUAUUUAUUUAUUAUAGGGUAGUUCCGAAAUACUGAAAAUGUUUGCACAGGGAAUUGUCCUAAUGUUGCCAUAAUGGUGCCACCUACUGCCAACAGACACACUAGCCAUCAAGCCAACAAGAGCACAAUUUUUACACCAGAUUAAAAGAACACAAUUAUAAAAGAAAGCCAUAAAUUAAUUUCCAGCUUGAAUGACUACUUACUGUAAACACUGACCUCUCGGAAAGCUUAGAGGGGCGCGUGCAAUUUUGCCUGUGCUUGAAAAACAAUUUCUUAUCUGAUUUUUAUAUUAAAGUGUCAGAGUUACCUAAAGUAAUUUGAUGAUAGCAAUAUAAGUCAUCUUGCAUAUUGUAAAUGGCUACCACAUGCACACACACACUCAGUACAUGCAUCCUUCCCACACUGAAUCUGUCUGGUAUGUCUUCCCAUUAAAACAUUUCCCUCACACUGCAUAUGUACCUGUAUGGACACAAUUUUAGUCUUUCUAUCCACCUUUUCUCUCGAUGUUGUCACUUUUUUAAAAAACAUGAGCCUAGAAUAUGUAGCGGCAAUCAACUCCACACCAUUAGAAGCCAUAUAAGCCACUUUUCUGUGUACGGUUCAUCUCACCGAAGCUGCAUACACCAAUUCAAUAUAAGCUAUGGGUUCGGGGUCUUUGGGUCACUGGAUCCAGGUGGAUAUUCUGAGUAUUCUCAAGGACAGAGUAGUUGCUACUUGCAUGUUUGUUUAUGCUGCUUUUACUGUAGAAACAUCCCCUGUAGAGAGCUGUGUUUUCCCAUAUGCAUGCUUAAGUAAAGGGAUGCAUGAGUAGGAUGAUUUGCAGUAACUCCUCCCCACACAGGCGCAGUGUGCCACUUACUGAUAUCUAAAGAAAGGGUACGUUUUAGAAUGAGCCUGAGGUUUUGAAAAAGUUGGGUUAAAGUGCAAUAAAUACUGCAGCGAGGCAGUUUUCUUUUUAACUAUUGCUACUACAGCACAAAGGGACUUGAGAAAGGGUCAAAGGUCACUGUAUCUACCGCAGAGGAUAUCUGGGGCAUUCAAUGCUGCUUACUGAAGGAAAAAAUUAAGCCAUUGUUCUAUAAAUAAUCCGCAAUAAUGAAACAGUGAUUUGAUCCUUUUUGAAAUGUGUUCGCAGCGGCUCAGGUUGGACUGAGCUGCUCUGCGUUGUGAAAUCUUGGCAGGUACACCGCUCAACAAGAACAGAGAGAAAGAUAUGAAAGAGGAAAGCAAUAUGACGCACACUGACGUCAAGCCACCGCCUCCCGUCAAACACACACACACACACAUACGCAGGUGGUGUUUCGGGACACUCAGUGACAUAACUCAUGCUGCCUGGUAAGUCUAUGAAAGUACAAAGGAUACUGCGCUGCUAAGCUAUUCGCAUUGACCCCUCUAUGUACACAGAGCAUGCAAGGGGAAGUCUUUUGAUCUGGCAACUGACUCUCAGUAAGAGGAUUUGUGUGAAGAGAGAUUUUGCAUCUAGUCAACACUGAUUUCUAUAUUUGUGAGGAUUGAUAUAUUGUUUAGGAUAAAAAAAAAAGGCAAAGUUUUGUAAUGUAUUAUUCAAAUGAUUAUAUAAGCUACCCAAAGAUAUCAAGAGACGGACCAUAUGUUCUACACAAGGGAUGGUUAAAUUAUUAAUAAAUUGACUUAACUAUUAUUCUUGUCUGCUUUGUCUUGUUUCCACCGUUUAUAGAUUUAAAUUUAAACUGCUUUAAAAUGUGCACACAGCAUGAUCACUCACUUUAAAGUAUGCGUACAGAUUCCAACAUAUGUGACAACAUUACAAACAUACUAUUUAUAGUUCUUUAUUUAUAGAGUUCAUUCAUCUUAUUAGAAGGUCUGAGGACAGUAAGACUGCUGCAUUGGUGUACUGCGCACAGUGAUACGAUAGCAAACUGGUUGAUCAUUAGUGUUUGUGCCACAGACGUUAGGGUCUUACGUAAUAGUGCACCAGUGCUACGGACAGACAGACGCUGUGCAAUUCACUUUACAGGUGCCUGACAUCACAAAACUCAGCUGUGAGCCGAAAACAGAGAUUACUCCGGAGUCACCUGGAUGACUGCGAGGAAAUUUCGGUGCUGUUUGUGCUCACCGAGUUAAAACUCUCCAUAAAUACUGAUUAAAAGUGAGGUAAUUAGUGUCACCACUCUGGGCAGAAGACAGUAGUAUUAAUAAAUUACAUAGCUCAAGUUAAAAAA